Molecule: messenger RNA, 954 nt
Organism: Exophiala aquamarina CBS 119918
Lineage: Eukaryota; Fungi; Ascomycota; Eurotiomycetes; Chaetothyriales; Herpotrichiellaceae
Exons: 4
Coding region: 1-954 (317 amino acids)
Molecular function (GO): dipeptidyl-peptidase activity
Source: RefSeq, a predicted model, not a curated record
AUGGACAGGGAUGACGGCAUUCUUGCUCUCGAACAACCAACAUUUACAUCGCUCUGGGCAUCGAAGGUUGUUGACUUGACGGAAAUUGAUGUACCUGCAUAUUCCAUUACUGGAUGGUCGUCAGUGGCUCUUCACCUGAGAGGAACCAUAGCGGCGUGGAAGGCGUUUUCUUCGAAGCAUAAAUACCUUCGUGUCCACGCUGGGCGAGAGUGGGAGCAAUACUAUAAUGAUGACGGUCAACGCCGACAAAAGGCGUUUUGGGACUGUUUUCUCAAAGAUCUGCCCACGGAAGUUGACGGCUGGCCCUUGAUUGAAAUUGACGUGAGGACGAUUGAAAAUUUUACACCGCGAUUCGAGCAGAGCUGGCCGCCGCACAAUGCAGAACUAACGUCACUGUUUCUCAGCGGCAAUACACUCGAGGCCGAAGUGUCAGCUGCCUCCAUCCCUACGGACGCGAUCUCUUACCAAAGUCACCUGCGCUACGGUGAAAAUGCGAGCGCAAACUUCGACUACAGGUUCACGACUCGCACCGAGAUCACAGGAGACAUCUGCCUCAAGCUAUACGUCCAGGCUCAACAGUUCCCAGAUACUGAUAUCUUUGUGGCCGUCAAGAAAGUGAACAAGACAGGACAAGAAGUCCAGUUCUACAAUCAGUCACAGACACAGGAGGCUUCGGCGGCUCAUGGAUGGCGUGAGUAUUCCCAUGAGGGCCCUCGGCGUCUGUGGGUCACGCCGGACGAGAUCGUGUCUGCUGAAAUCGAAGUGUGGCCGAGCAGUACAGUCUGGGAGGAAGGAGAGACUCUGCGCGUGACUGUGCAAGGACACAGCUUCUUCUCAGAGGAGUCGCCUGUGACUAGCAAGCAUGCUCUUAGCCACAAUUUCGGAGAGGUGAAAAUUUGGUAUGGUCAGGCGUAUCCGAGUCAACUGCUUGUGCCUGUCAUCAAGAAUUUAUAG